GCUUUCAAAGAGAACCCCCCCCCCCCCCCACUCUCCACCUCGACUAAUAAAUGCCAAGAGGAAAAACGAAAAAGCCCGACGACCAGGAUCGCUGCGCGGAGGAAGCGGAGAGAAACGGCCGAACGAACACGUAGAGACGACGAAGGACGCACGGAUCGCCGCCCGUUGCCGUUUCUCGAUGCAUACCCUGUGCGCCCGAGGAACGAUGAAGCCGGAGAUCACCGCCGCCGUCGGAUUUCUCUCGAGAUUUCUGCGCGUAAAAGGACACGUAAACGAUCGACAGGUCCAAACGUUCAACCAAAGCUUACAGGACAUUUUGUCAGAGCAAUACAAGCACCACUGGUUCCCAGACAGGCCCUGCAAGGGCUCCGGCUACAGAUGCAUCCGCAUAAACCACAAGAUGGACCCGCUGGUGGGGCAGGCGGGCCAGCGCAUCGGCCUGACCAUCCAGCAACUCUACCUGCUGCUGCCCAGUGAGCUCACGCUCUGGGUGGACCCCUUCGAGGUGUCCUACCGCAUCGGCGAGGACGGCUCCAUCUGCGUCCUCUACGAGUCCGCGCCCUGCCCCGUAGGAAUGCCGGCGAUGGCCGCCGUCGGGUCCCCCUCGGGCCACGGCAUGCUGGGGAGCCCCAUGGUGGACAGCCGCCACAGCUGCAAGGAGGAACUGAUGGUGAUGGGCCGAACCAGUCCCUCCAAGAACUACAACAUGAUGACUGUGUCCAGUUAGGGGAGUCACCUCCCCCACACGCCCUCCCCCCCGGCAAACUUUUUGUUUCCCGGGUCACGCCGUGGCUGGUCAGAUACGAGCGAUCCGAUCAGGGUGAGCCUUUUUGAAGCUAAGAAUAUGAAAUGAAAUGAAAUAGUGAAAGAAGAAAUAAGAAAAGGAAGAAGAAAAAAAAAAACACAGAGGAUGUGGCCUAUUGUCCAGGUGAUGGAAACCUUGUAGGUUUGAUCUUUUUAAACCUCCCCCUCCCCCACCCCAUUAUCAUAUUUUCUUUUGUGUUAUUGGAUCAAACUGGGCACUUAUUUUAGGAGUGGCUUUGUGGAAAUGGAACUGUUUGGGCAGCUAAACGACCAACCUAGAACCCCCCCCCCCCCCUCCCCCACACCCUCCACCCCCACCCAACACCCUCCCUCGAUCAUAAACUACAUGGCGAGCAGCUCAGUCUAUGAAGGGGCUGUCAUCGCCAUAGCACUUUCUUACUUGUGGUUACUAUGGGUACAUGUUCAGCCCAACAACGCAAGAAAAAAAAAAACUACCAAAACCGAAUUUGUACAGAUUUACAGAAUUAUUCCGUCAAUUUGCACAAUUCUGAGGUUUUUCAAUUUGGCUUUUUCACUUGUUUUUGACGGUUUGGACUGAAGCCUUUUCACAGUAAAAGCUAAAGGUAAAAAAAGCAUCUCUAUUUUCUAUAAGAUCCCCCUUUUGGACCACAGGGAAUAAAUUGCCUUUAUCUUGAAGCUGGAAAAAGGCUUUCAGUCUUAACCCCCCCCCCCCCUCCCACCCACCAUCGCCCCCCCCCAACACCCCCAGUACGUGUGUAGCUGUCUGGGGGAGGGCAGGCCUUACGCGCUCCCUCCCCCUCCUGCUAGUUAAUGAAUGUUGUUGAAAAUCACAAUCAAUUUCCAUUGUUCUUAAUAUUGGCCCCUUUUCCUCCAACCACUUUGUCGUCUCCCACUUCGCCAAAAUUCAAAGUGUAGCAAAGCGCGGUGGGAAAUAUUUUUACGCCUAAAAUUUGGUCACGUAACCCUACCAGAAUUGACGUUGAAUGCACUUUGACGUGAGAUUGUGUGGGAUGAAUACUUCAUGUAGAGAAAAUCGCCUGCAUUCCAUCCAUUCGAAUGUCAUCUUUUCACGUUUUCACCGCCCUCCCCAUUAACAGCCGUUGGUUCAUACUGUAGCUCACACGUUGUGUAGGCCAAAGGUCUAUUAAAUUGGUGUGUGUGUGUGUGUGUGCGCGCGCGCAACUGUGGAUUUUUUUAUUUUACUACACUGUAUAUGUGAACAUUUCAGAGCUAUUGACGUGGGGACCGCUUUAGGUGGCAAUGUCGGAAACGUUCUUUCAUCACCCGUCUCUCACCCCGGUCACACAGAUGGCGGUUUGUGUUGCAGAUGAAACAAAAAAAACAAAGAAAGAAAAAAACCGUUAGGACCAGGUAACGACUGUGUCAGACUUGGGCCAAAGGGAGGUCUGUAAGUGUAAGCAAUUUAAUUUGAACUUUAAAUAAAAACACCGGCCUUCUAUUUUCAUCUACGUUCGCAUUGACAUUUAUUCCCAUAGUCGUAGAAAGAGGAUCCUUAUGUGUGCGUUGGAGGUGCGCUGCCUUACAACUGUCCAUAGUCCAGCCUAGCGGUGUCAAAUAGCCCCCAUCCUGCAUCCUCCCUCCUGGUGAGCGGGCGGGGGGGGGGUGUCAGAGUGCCUCAAAUGCCACAUAUCGCCCCUCAGCUCAGACCUCCUGUUCAGGCAAAAGCAAGCCAGCGUGCUGCUAGCGGACCCCCAGGUAGACUUAAUGUGACACAUAUCGUCGUCCAUCACUCUGGGAGGGGGGCGGGGAGGUGGGGUUGGGAUGGGGAUCUGGUGUGAGAGAAAGGGGCUUCGGAAGUUGGGGGAGGGGGCCAGGGCCGGACUCUUGUUUUUCUUUUUGUUCAGGGCAGCUAAAACCCCUCCAGCCCCCCCCCCACCCACCCCUUCUUGACCCAUUCAACGUCCCCACGCCAAAACGCCCACAACCCUGCCUACGCAAAAACCAGCACAUGCGCUUGCCGUGCUCACGCUGCACUAUGGGUGGGGUGGGGGGCUAGUGACGGAGGACAUGUGGAUCAAAGAUGAAGAAUGAGGGAAGCAGGUCGUUGUUUUCCCAUUUUCAUGUCACUGGAUUGCGCUGCACUUGAUGGCUGAGUUUGAGUAGCAACUUUUUGUUUACAUGCAUAUGACCCUCCCACCUCACUCCCGGCUGUGGUGUUGACUGGUUACCAGUAGGCCGGAAAACAGAUGAUUGGGGGGGGGGGGGGGGCUUGGGGCGCUUUACCCCCCCGCUGGCCAAAUCUGUCACAGCAGGCUGGUCCCCACCAGAGCUAUGGGUGUUUAAGCUCCCCUAAGCCUGAGAGGAUCAUGGGUAAUAGAGCUAUAGCCUUUGACGCACUGCAAGCUAACCCCCCCCCCCCCUUCUCCCCCUACCCCCAUUCCCACCCCCACCCCAAUCCCCACUUGCCCUUCAGCAGCAUCUGUGAAAAGCAGCGAUUCCACGUUGGCCACGUGGAGAGCGGCUCGGGAUCCCUCGGGCUUUGGUUUCCGUGGCGACGCAAGUUUAUUAAAAUCCCACUGCUCCGUUAAAAGUGUUCACGUCAAAGUGGCGAGAUGUUUUUUUUUUUUUUUUUUUUAGAUCGGUUCACGUUUUGGACGCGAGGCUGUCGUCCCGUCUCACUUUUCUCUUAGAUGUAUUUCGUGGUCACACUGGUAGAUGCUAUCGUCACUUCACUCCGCCGUUGCCAUGUCCUCCUUUUUUGUCUAUUUUUUUUUUUUCUAAUACACUUUUAACAGACUUUUUUUCUUUUUAGAUAGAAAAAUUUUAAAAAAUGACACCAAAAUCCCCUUUCAACACCUCCUCAAAUGUACCAUCACCACAGGAAAUGGUGUAAGUCCUAAGUAAUGUUAUUAUUUAAAUGGCAUCCAUUCAGCUUGUGCGCACAUAGGUUACAUUGUUGUGAGUGCUUUGAGUAGUAAGAGGUAAAAUAGCACAUAAAAAUGCACUAAAUAUGUCAAGUUGAAGUUGUGUAACAGUUUUUUUUGAGACGCGAGGAGUCUCUCCUGGAAUGUAUUUUGCCAAAACUCAGGCCUCGGACAUUCAAUAAUUACCCUUCUGGAGAAGUUGUGCAUGUUAAGACAUGAAGAAAAAAAAAGGAAGGGAACAGCCGUUUCGUUGUUGUCAUCGUUAAAAUUGAUUGAAUUGAUUAGUUGAAUUAUUGCCACUUUCACAUUUGAGUUUUACGUAUUGUAGAAUGUAUUGUAACUGUACGGCAUGUCCAGUACAUAACAUUACACAUGGGAAGUGCCAAUAAUUGAUGUUUUUAGAUUUAUUCCUUUAUUGUAUUUCAUCUUUUAACAUGGAUAACUCUUUUGCGUAAGUGAAGCCAUUUGUGAUGGGAGUGUUGGCAAGGACCAAAGGUGUUUUGGGGAGAAAAAAAAAAAAUUAGUUUCCAUAAUCUGUAAGCGUAGACGUAUCCUUUGUUGUUUUUUGGGGUUUUUUUCUUUAUUUUCUUUUCAGUUUGUUCCCCUUUUUUUUCUAUUUACGUACAAAACCAGAAAAUAGACAAAAAAUCUGAGCUUACCCAAGAAGAAAAGCUGUCUCUCUUGUGAUCUCAUGUCAGUACAUCUUUAUCGUGUUCAGUUUCUUUUCCUUGGGUAUGUUGUGAUGAACUGCUGUAAAUUUGUACAGUUCAUGUAAAUUGAUUGUGCGGAAGUUGUACAGAUUUCUAUAUUUUGGAAGAAAAGGUUUUUUUCUCUGUAAUAAAAGAUUUCCUAUCUUGGCAUCAUA
Pungitius pungitius (ninespine stickleback) is the source of this 4536-nucleotide messenger RNA. RefSeq names its product B-cell translocation gene 1, anti-proliferative (gene btg1). Gene Ontology annotation, cellular component: cytoplasm; nucleus. Gene Ontology annotation, biological process: negative regulation of cell population proliferation; negative regulation of mitotic cell cycle. NCBI's taxonomy places the organism in Eukaryota, Metazoa, Chordata, Actinopteri, Perciformes, Gasterosteidae. The coding region runs from base 179 to 727 and encodes 182 amino acids. The transcript has 2 exons. The record is from RefSeq and is a predicted model, not a curated record.